This is a messenger RNA of Aureococcus anophagefferens, 3849 nucleotides long. RefSeq lists its product as hypothetical. Bases 1 to 3780 code for a protein of 1259 amino acids. Lineage: Eukaryota; Pelagophyceae; Pelagomonadales; Pelagomonadaceae. The record is from RefSeq and is a predicted model, not a curated record. The transcript is spliced from 3 exons. Gene Ontology annotation, molecular function: ATP binding; cohesin loader activity; ATP hydrolysis activity. Gene Ontology annotation, biological process: mitotic sister chromatid cohesion. Gene Ontology annotation, cellular component: chromosome.
AUGGCCGCCGCGCUCUCCAUCAAGACCAUUUCGAUUAGCGGAUUUCGCUCGUUCCGCCAGCAGGACGCGAUCGAGUCGUUCGAUCCAGGCCACAAUGCGCUCAUUGGCCGCAACGGGAGCGGUAAGUCGAACUUCUUCGACGCCGUCCAGUUCGUGCUGCUGUCGCCGCGGUUCUACAACCUGCGCCAGGAGGAGCGGCAGCAGCGCGCCCCGGCGCUGCUGCACGAGGGCGCGGGCGCCAACGCCAUGAGCGCCUACGUCGAGAUCGUCUUCGACAACGGCGGCGGGCGCAUCCCCCUCGAGGGCGACGAGGUCGUGCUCCGGCGCGCGCUCGGCGUCAAGAAGGACGAGUUCUUCGUGAACCGGCGCCGCGUGACGAAGAAGGAGGUCGAGGGCCUCCUCGAGAACGCGGGCUUCAGCCGCGCGAACCCCUACUACAUCGUCCAGCAGGGCAAGGUCAACGCGCUCUGCGUCAUGAAGGACGAGGAGCGCCUCGCCCUGCUCAAGGAGGUCGGCGGCGCGGGCGUCUACGAGGCGAAGCGCAAGGAGGCCGUGCGCACGCUCGGCGAGACCGAGGGCAAGCGCGCGACCAUCGGGAGCGUCGUCGCGACCAUCGAGGAGCGCCUCGGCGAGCUCGAGGGCGAGAAGGACGAGCUCCAGCGCUACGAGCGCCUCGACCGCGAGCACCGCGCGCUCGCGUACGGCCUCUACGACGCGGAGCUCCAGAAGGCGCGGCGCCAGCUCGAGGACCUCGAGGACGAGCGCGCCGCGGCCGCGGACGCCGCGGACGCCGUGCACGAGGCCGCGGCGGCGGCGGACCGCGACGUCGAGGCCGUCGAGACGCGCGUCGCCGCGGCGGCCGCGGGCCGGAAGGCGCUCGACGACGCGAAGCGGGCCGCGGACGACGCGCUCGCCGCGUCCCUCGCGGCGCGCGCCGACGCCGAGCAGGCCGUGGCGACGCUCGGCGCGCGCGUCGAGGGCGACGCGGCCUGGGCCGCGGCCGCGGCGCGGCGCCUCGCGCGCGCGACGCGCGCCGCGACGCGCGGCGCGCGCGACCUCGCGGCCGCGACGGAGGCGCGCGGCGCGAAGCGCGACGCGUACCUCGACGCGGCGACGGCGCUGGAGCGCGCGGAGCGGCGCGCCGCGGAGCUGAGCCGCGAGGAGCGCUUCGGCAGCCGCGCGGCGCGCGACGCGGCGCUGAAGCCGCGGCUCGCCGAGCUCGAGGACCAAAAGAACCGCGCGGCGCGCAACGCGGAGGCCGCGCGCGAGGCCCGCGACGACGCCGCGCGCCAGCUCGAGGCCAUGAAGCGCGAUCUGGCCGCCAAGCACGCCGAGGGCGCCAAGGCCCUCGCGGAGGCCGCCGCGGCGGGCGACGCGCGCCGCGCGGUCCUCGAGUCGCGCGCGGACGAGCGCGCGGUCGCGGCGGCCCAGGCGGCGGCGACGCGGGCCGAGGAGGCGAAGAGCGCCGCGCAACGCGUCGCCGCGGGCCGCCGCGACGACCUGCGGCGCCUGCUGCCGGGCCACACGGCGCGCGGCCUCGCGGCGCUCGACGCGCUGCUCGCGGAGUCGCCGGAGCUCGCGGCCAAGUGCCUCGGCCCCCUCGCGGACCACGUCCACCUCGCCGAGGACAAGUACCGCGUCGCCGUCGAGGUCGCCGCGGGCCCGCGCCUCUUCCACGUCGUCGUCGAGGACGACGCGACGGCGGCGACGAUCGUCGAGCGCCUCGAGAAGGACCCGAAGCUCGGCCGCCUGACCUUCAUGCCCCUGAACCGGCUCCGCGUGCCGCCCAAGGUGUCCAUGCCCGACGACGCGCUGGCGGACGUCGUGCCCCUGCGCGACGCGGCGCUCCUCGAGCGCCGCGGCGGCCCGGACGUCGACGCGGCGCUCGACGUCGUCUUCGGCAAGACGCUGCUCGCGCGGACGCUCGAGGCGGCGACGCGCUACGCGUCGGAGGUCAAGCUCGACGCCAUCACGCUCGAGGGCGACGAGGUGAGCCGCUUCGGCGCGCUCCACGGCGGCUCGCGCGAGGACCGGGACUCGACGCUCCUCGCGCACGGCGACCUCCGCGCCGCGGAGGCGGCCGUGGCGACGGCGGACGCGGCGCUCGCCGCCGCCCGGGCGCGCGUCGAGGCGACGGCGACGUCCUUCGAAGCCGACGGCCGCAAGGCCGCGGACCUCGCGGCGCAGCGCGACCACCUCAAGGGCGCGGCGUUCGCCGCGCGGUCCGCGCACGACCAGCUCGCGCUGCGCUGCCGCGACGCCGAGGACGCGCUGCGCGCCUUCCACCCGGACCGCGUCGCCCGCGCGGACCGCGCGGCCGCGGACCUCGAGGCGGCCUGCGGCGACGCGCGCCGCCGGCUCAAGGCGCCGUGGCGCGCGUCGGAAAACGCGACGGCGGAGCGCGCGGAGCUCGAGGAAUUGGCCGAGGGCGGCGCGCGGCGCGUCGCGCUGCAGCGCGCGCGCGACGACGCCCGGGCGGCGCUCGACGACGCCGAGGGCGCCGCGCGGGCCCUCGAGGCGGCCCUCGAGGGCCGCCUCCGCAAGGAGCGCGACGACCUCCGCGCGGCGCUCGGCCUCGUCGCCGCGGAGGCGUCCCAGGAGGAGGACGACGACGACGGCGGCGACGACGCCAUGGACGAGUCCGACGACGAGGGCGCGGCGGCCGAGGGCGAGUCGGCCGCAGCGCGCGCGGACCGCGUCGAGGCGCUCGAGGCCGCGAAGUCGGCGCUCGCCGCGGCGACGUCGGACUACGCCGCGGACGAGGCCGCCGUCGAGGCCGCGGAGCGCGGCGUCGCGUCGGCGGCCCAGGCGGCGCACGCCGACGCCCAGGCCCUCGAGGAGGCGCGCGCCGCGCGGCAGGCGCUCGCGGACGACCUCGCGGACGCGGCGAAGACGGCCGAGAAGCUCGUGUCCCGCCGCGCGGUGCUGCUCCAGCGCCGCGAGGAGAACAUGAAGAAGAUGCAGCGCGUCGGCGCGCUGCCGGCGCGCGAGGUCGACGCCUUCAAGGACCUCAGCAUCGACGAGCUGCUCGCGAACCUCGCGACGUGCAACCGCGACAAGGCGAAAUUCGCGCACGUGAACAAGAAGGCGCUGGACCAGUACGUCAACUUCGCGGACCAGCGCGCGCUGCUGCUGGACCGGCGCCGCGAGCUCGACGAGGGCGCGACGGCCAUCGAGGACCUCAUCCGGACGCUCGACGCCAAAAAGGACGAGGCCAUCGACCGGACGUUCCGCGGCGUGUCCAAACACUUCGCGGACGUCUUCUCGGAGCUCGUGCCCGACGGCGAGGCGAAGCUGGUCAUGGUCAAGCGGCCCGUCGCCGAGGCGCCGUCCCAGUCCUCGGCGUCGUCGCUCUCCGUGGACGCGGGGCCCUUCGUCGGCGUCCAGGUCGCGGUCCAGUUCCCGGGCGCGGCCGCCGCGCACGCGCACGUGUCCAUGAACCAGCUCUCCGGCGGCCAGAAGGCCCUCGUGGCGCUGGCCCUCGUCUUCGCCAUCCAGCGCUGCGACCCGGCGCCCUUCUACCUCUUCGACGAGAUCGACGCGGCGCUCGACGCGAACCACCGCGCGGCCGUCGCGGCGUUGGUCAAGCGCCAGGCCGCGGCCGAGGACGCGCCCGCGCAGUUCAUCACGACGACGUUUCGGCCGGAAUUCGUCAACAUCGCCGACGCCCACUUCGGCAUCUCCCUCCACCACAAGACGUCCAAGCUGCACCACAUCUCCAAGGACGACGCGCUCGCCUUCAUCACGGAGAUCAACGCGACGUCGGCGCCCGCGCCGUGAGGCCCGGCCGACCCCCCUGUGCUGUUGUUGUCGCGUUUAGGGGAGCACUACUAAGGGUGCUCUCUUAGC